AUGAGCACUGUGUCGAUCAGCAAGUCCCCGUCGGUGUUAGUCGCACCAUCGGAGGCGACGGUCAACGGCGGCGACAUCAUUCUCUCGUCUUAUGACAAGAUGUUUGGUGGUAGAUCAGUUACGGUGUUCUUCAUCUUCGAGUAUCCAAUCCAAGAUCCCAUCGAGACGAUCAAAAGGGGAUUGUCCCAAGCACUUGUCCACUACUACCCUAUCGCCGGCCGCCUUGCUGCCGGGGCCGCAGCCGGCGAGUUCGUCAUCAGAUGCACCGGAGAGGGGGUGUCCUUCGUUGCGGCGUCUGCCAACUGCGCCAUCAAGGACGUCCGAGAGUUUUGUGACUCGUCGCUGCAAGAGGAGCUCGCCGUCUUGUACGCGGACGAGGGUUUCAGCUACUCUGAGCCAUUGAUGCUGAUGCAGGUGACCGUCUUCUCUUGCGGCGGGUUCGUCAUUGGGGUGACGUUGAACCAUUCCGUUUGUGAUGGCAUCGGGAUGGCGCAGUUCAUGCAGGCGAUGGGAGAGCUCGCCCGCGGGCUACCGUCGCCGUCCGUCAUCCCGGUGAGGUCCAAGGAUUCGUUCGUGUUGGACUUGCCUCCAUUUUCCACAAACUUUGUUCGCUUUCUGGGCACCCUCCAGCCCUCUCCAAUGGAGUUCCUGGACAUUACUGUGCCAUCAAGCUUAAUCAACCGCAUCAAACGCACGUAUACCAUGAAUUACGGGCAGCCAUGCUCCGUGUUCGAGGCAGUUGCCGCAGUUCUAUGGCGGUGCCGAACCCGUGCAAUCAUGUCCGAUCCGGCGGCCCUCGCCGUGCUUACAUUCCCAGCAAACGCACGAAAGCAUGCGGUUGCCAGGGAGGGCUUCUACGGCAACUGCGUUACCGCACAGCUGGUCAUGGCGACGAGUAGCGCGGUGGCGAACGGCGACAUCAUGGAGCUAGUGAAGAUGAUCCAGCAUGCCAAGGAUCGGGUGCCCGGCCAGACGGAGAUCGACGAGAUGCGGCAGUUGGAUGGGUACAAUCUUUUCCUCAUGUCGUGUUGGCGAAACCUCGGCAUGGAGGAGAUUGACUUUGGCUUUGGACCGCCGGCGAGAUUGAUGGAGUACACGCAGGUAAGGACGAAGCUGCCGAGCUGCGCGACGUGCGUCCCUUGCAAGGACGAGUACAACGUGCAGUCCUUGUGCGUGAAGGAGGAGCACGCCGACGCUUUCCUCCAAGAAUUAGCUAAAAUCCACCUCACUUAUAAUCCGCUUUCAGUUUCAUCUAAGCUUUGAUUUUCUUUCGGAUGCAUGGAGGGAUCGUUACUUGAAUUUAUUUGCUUGCUAUAUACUACUACUAGCGUUCUGCGUCGCCUCUGCUUUCUUCUUCUGAUUUAGUAAUAUGUAUCUUUUUUUUUCAAAGCAUUUUACAAGAUAUGUUACACUACAGAAAAAAAAGGUCCUAUAUUAUAAGACGGAGUGAGUAUCUUAUAUUCACCGGAGAAUCUAAUGAACACAUGUUCCCACCAAGUUUUUUUUUUCUUUCUCGGUCUGUUUCUCUGGUAACUGGCCGGUUUAGGUUUAUCGGAUGUUCCGGCCUGCUCUGAGAAACAUUGUUCUAUUAAAAAAACCGGAUAAAUUUGAACUUUGAACAUAGAAUUUGACCAGAGAUAAGGAUGACGAUUUUGACGCAAUACGGGUCUCUCAGAGGAUUUCUGAAGCAACAUUGUCCAUGACGCAAAGGCGACGAAGAAUGCUAGUAGCGGUAAAGUGACAUUGCCAAGUUUUUUACUCUCGGUACAGUGACGGCCCAGCGGGGCAAAACAAGGUGAAACUGAGAAGCGGCUCCGAGGACCUGAUUUCAUGACCCUCAACAUAAGCAGGUUCCGCAAUGACCAUCGCACCACCACGGUUCAGCCAUAUAUAUGGUACAAAUGUAAAAGAAAUCAUUCUUGAGAAAAUAUCCUGAUUUUGUCGACCAGUA
This is a messenger RNA of Aegilops tauschii subsp. strangulata, 1951 nucleotides long. RefSeq names its product acyl transferase 15-like. Lineage: Eukaryota; Viridiplantae; Streptophyta; Magnoliopsida; Poales; Poaceae. The record is from RefSeq and is a predicted model, not a curated record.